Messenger RNA from Spea bombifrons (plains spadefoot toad), 867 nucleotides. Its product is annotated as troponin I, slow skeletal muscle-like. The coding region runs from base 204 to 689 and encodes 161 amino acids. Gene Ontology annotation, biological process: muscle contraction. The record is from RefSeq and is a predicted model, not a curated record. Gene Ontology annotation, cellular component: troponin complex. The transcript is spliced from 8 exons. Lineage: Eukaryota; Metazoa; Chordata; Amphibia; Anura; Pelobatidae.
AGAGGCUAUUUUAACAAACCAUUCACAGGGCAGGAGCUCAUAGAAAAAGAAAGGGAGCCACGGGACGGAACCACUAGCUUCAGGCUUCCUAAACUGCACACUUAAAGACAACUUUAAGUUUUACAAGCAUUUCCACCAUGUCUGAAGGGUAAGACCAAAAAUCUAAAAUACCAGCUUCUAGAAAGCUUCUUUUAAAGACUCUUAUGCUCGCAAAAGCAAGUGAAGAUCUGGAACAGGAGAAGAAAGAAGCCGAGGAAGAGAAAAUUAGAACUCUUUCACAAAAUGUUCCUCCUUUGCAGUUCAGUGGCCUUUCCCUAAAGGAGAUGCAGGAAUUAUGCACAAAACUUCAUAAGCAAAUUGAUAUCGUAGACGAAGAACGUUAUAAUAUUGAAGUCAAAGUGAAAAAGAAUGAUCUAGAGAUCGAAAGCUUAAAUCAGAAGAUUUUUGACCUCAAAGGAAAGUUCAAACGCCCCACUUUACGCAGAGUCCGUAUUUCGGCGGACGCCAUGCUUAAAGCUCUGCUGGGGUCCACCCACAAGGUUUCUAUGGACUUUAAAGCCAACCUGAAAUCAGUGAAAAAGGAAGAUGAAAAGGAAAAAGCUGUUGAGGUCACUGACUGGCGUAAGAACAUCGAAGCCAUGUCUGGUAUGGAGGGCAGGAAGAAGAAGUUUGACACCAGUAACGUAUAAUCAGGUCGGAAGAAAAAAGAAGUUCAAGUUUUUGAAGAUUUGUCAUAUGCUACAAUAUACACUGAUUUGUUAGACUCUAAAUUUAAGUCCCAAAAUGCUCGAAAGUCCUCCAGUUUGAAUAAUAAAAAUGUGUUUAUAUGUGUUUCGAUAUCUGCUUAAUUAAUUUUUAAUUACACCC